Messenger RNA from Aspergillus ruber CBS 135680, 1564 nucleotides. Its product is annotated as dienelactone hydrolase. Bases 166 to 1518 code for a protein of 450 amino acids. The transcript is spliced from 3 exons. The record is from RefSeq and is a predicted model, not a curated record. Lineage: Eukaryota; Fungi; Ascomycota; Eurotiomycetes; Eurotiales; Aspergillaceae. Gene Ontology annotation, biological process: polyketide metabolic process.
CUUGCGCCAAGGGACGAGCUUCUUGUCGAGCCUUAACAUAUGUCAUAGAGCAUGACCAGGAGUCAGAUGCGCAGGCACCAUGGUUCCCUCCGAGUUACUUAAAGUGACGGCUGUUCCUUCUGGCCCUGCGAUAUUAUCGGACCAUCCGGAUUUGAUAGACACAGAAUGGAACGCCUCGUUAAUUUUGCCCGUCGUCGUCACAGUAACAGUACCAAUGUAUCGCGGUCUCGUUCGCGUUCGACAAGUGGUCGGAGCAAGAAGGAUGAAGCUCCUCGUCGGCUCAUAUUGACCUCCGACACUCCGGACUUCGACCAGACUAUUAUCCGACAAUUCGAGACUGAGGGAUUGAAGGUCAAAUACCUACCAUUCCUUGGUGGAGGUCGUGAUCUAGAACGGGCCAGGAAGGAUCUUGAAAACCGGUUGAAUGAGCUCGAGGAUGAUCUAGAGCCUGGAGAGAGAUAUGCGGUAGUUGCGUACAGGAAACCUGCCUAUCUGCUCUUGGCAGCUCAUCACCAGUCUACUACAACCACCAAUCCGCUCCCCAGACUCUGCGCUCUAGUUGCCUACUACCCCGAACCACCCUUUGAUCCCCAUGACCCCCAGUUCCAAGAGUACUUGUUUCCAUGCGAGCCUCCGUCUGGUGCACUUGAUGGUGUCUCAACCUACUCCCCUCAUUCUCUGCUCCCUCUCCAGAUCCACCUAGCAGAUGGCCAGACCCCAACUCUUUACGAGAACUACACAGCCAAUCCAGACAAAAAGCGCCACCGAUGCCAUAUCUUCUCUUACCCAGAGUCGCAUGUCGGAUUCGCGGAGCAGUCGGAACUGAACUAUGACCGGAUUGACGCGCAACUUGCCUGGAGCCGGACACUGGAUUGCAUAAAGAGGAGCUUUGCACCUGGGCCAAACUGGACAGUCUCUGACAUCGAGACGACAUGGGCGAAGCAUUGGCACAGCAUGACGCAAAUCGGUGCCCCUACUCGUGACACCAUGGAGGUAAUAGUGGGAGGAGAGAAUGGUAUCGAGGCACCUGAGAGCCACUAUUGCUACGAUCAUAGCGAGGGACCAACUGUGAAUUGUGUCCCGACUUUGAUUGGAGCAAAACGAACCAACCCAUCCACCCUCAGAACCUUUCACAAAAACACUUUCUUCCCCUCCGGCCCACCAUCUCAACACCUCCGCCUCAUAUCCCGCACCACCGGUCCAGACCGCGUCGUUGACGAGGUCCUCCUCUCCUUCGAGCACACUGAGGAAGUUCCCUGGCUUUUACCGAACGUGCCACCCACGAGCCGCAAGGUGCAGAUUCCCCUCGUAUUAACGGGGACGUUCUGCGCUGGGAAGCUGGUCCGACAGCAGGUCUACUGGGACCAGGCGAGCGUGCUUGUGCAGAUUGGAUUGUUGGAUCCGGGGUUGAUACCUGGUGGUUUUGAAGUGAAGGGGAAGACGAGGGGUGAGAACAGGAAUGUCGAGAAGUUGCCGAUUUGCGGGAGGGAGGAGGUGGAGGGAAUUUUAAGUGCUUGAAUUUCUCUCAUUUUCCGAGUAUAAAAAGGUGAUAAGACUAAACCGU